UCUGAUUUUUGCCAUGCUCAGUAGGGGGUAUUUCAUUUUUUUCAUUUUAUUCACUUAAUGACAUUUAUUCGGUGGAGAGUAGGCUUUUGUAGGCCAUCAUGAGAGAAUAAAAUUGGUUUAAGUUGCACUGGAAUUUUUUUUUGAUGCUCUCAUAAAUACCCAAGUUGGAAAAUUAAGCCACAGAACAAACAGGAAACUAGUUCGAUGACUGCUCUGAAUUGCUCUUCUGUGGUUAAAGAAGCAUUGGUCCAGGCAUAUUGAUUUAUGACCACAAGCGUUGUUUGUUACAUGAAACACCAUGUGAACACUUCUAAUAAAUGUUGAGAAUGACAAGCUGGUGCCAAUUUAAAAGUUUAGUUUUAAGAUAAAGAUGAGGGGGAGAAAGGAAGAUGUUUUUGCAUAUUGAAUUACACUUCUUGUUUAUGAUUCAUAAUUCGGUGGUUAUUUUUCCCAUCGUAUCUUCCCUUGAAAUGAUGAUCUGUUUAUUACAUGCUGAUUGGUUGAAUAAUUCUUUCAGAGAUUUGUUUUCUGGCAUCGCUUAACAUUCUGGGUUUUCAUGUGGGAUUUGUUGAGUUUUAGAUGAUGUGACAAUAUCUGGUAUGUAAUGUUAAAGUUGGCUGAGUUCUCGUGUUGAAGUAACCUGAUUUGAAUUUAUUAUGUUUUCGCUUUGUGUGUGGCUGUUUUGUUGCCCUUGACAACAAUGUCUUUAUGUGGGUUAGGCCAACUUCUGUUGGUAAUUUGCACUGUGCUCGCACGCCUCUAGCUUGUGAUCCUGUGACGUCAGGCCAAUAGUGGUGCAACCUUUCAAGUCUGCCAAACAACUUGAUUGGUUUGGAAUGGGGUUUUUUUCCCAGUUUAAUUUGCAUAUCUUUCUGUCAGACAUAUGCCUUUCUACAUGCAUCAUUACCGAUCAGACCACUUGCGAAACCAGCUGAAGACAGGAAGAAGAUGGUACUUCGAUUUAAAAAGAAUGUUAUUGUCUUUCUCCCAUGAAGCUGCAUUGUAUUUUGCAUACAUUUUGGUCGUCUGAUUUGCUGUGCAGCAGGAAAUGGACAUGAAUUAGAAAACUGGCUGCUGUUCUAGAUUAUGACCUCAACCAAGAUCAAUCGCUACAACCGUUUUUCAGCAGGUGCAACGAACAUACCCACAGCAGACAGUACAAGUAUUACAAGAAUGGAAACGACUUUUGGUCCAGCAUAUUCCACUGUCACUACCAUCACUAAAGCUGAUGGGACAAAUACCUUCAAGCAGCAUCGGAGGACCCCGUCUUCCUCUAGUACACUGCCAUUUUCACCCAGGGAUGAGGAUGAUGCAAUGCCUCCGAUCAGUACUCCACGUCGAUCGGAUUCGGCCAUCUCUGUACGGUCCCUGCACUCGGAAUCGAGCAUGUCUCUCCGAUCCACGUUCUCUCUACAUGAAGAGGAAGACGAGCAGGAACUCUUGGUUUUUGCUGAACAGCCAUCAGUAAAAUUAUGUUGCCAACUUUGUUGCAGUGUGUUCAAAGAUCCUGUCAUCACAACAUGUGGUCACACAUUUUGCAGAAGGUGCGCCCUAACAUCUGAAAAGUGCCCCGUUGAAAAUGCAAAGCUGACCGUUGUAGUUAACAACAUCGCAGUGGCAGAACAGAUAGGAGAGUUGUUUGUCCACUGUAAAUAUGGCUGCAAGCCAGCUUCGAAUGGAAAACCAGGCGCCUUCGAAGUCAACUCACAAGGAUGUCCAUUUACUGUCAAACUGAGCUGUAGAAAAGAUCAUGAGGGCAGCUGUGAUUACAGGCCUGUUUAUUGCCCGAAUAACCCAAAUUGCCCACCGCUGUUAAAAAUGAAUCUUGAUUCCCAUCUUAAACAAUGUGAACACAUCAAAUGUCCCCACUCGAAAUAUGGGUGUGCGUUUGUAGGGAAUCAGGACACAUACGAAGCCCAUCUGGAGGUGUGCAAGUUUGAGGGCCUGAAGGAAUUUCUUCAGCAGACGGACGAUCGCUUUCAUGAGAUGCAGGUCGGACUGGCUCAAAAGGAUCAAGAGAUCGCCUUCCUCCGGUCAAUGCUGGGGAAACUCUCUGAAAAACUCGACCAGCUGGAAAAGUCUCUGGAACUGAAAUUUGAUGUUUUGGAUGAAAACCAAAGUAAACUCAGCGAGGACCUGAUGGAGUUCCGCAGGGAUGCCUCGAUGUUAAGUGAUGAACUUUCACAUAUCAAUGCCAGAUUAAACAUGGGAAUCCUGGGUUCUUACGACCCUCAGCAGAUAUUUAAGUGCAAGGGUACCUUUGUGGGUCACCAAGGACCGGUGUGGUGUUUGUGUGUCCACUCUACGGGCGAUCUCCUCUUCAGUGGCUCCUCAGAUAAAACAAUCAAGGUGUGGGACACCUGUACCACAUACAAGUGCCAGAAGACACUGGAGGGACACGAUGGUAUAGUCUUAGCUCUUUGCAUUCAUGGGAACAAGUUGUACAGUGGCUCGGCAGACUGCACCAUAAUUGUUUGGGACGUUCCAGCUUUGCAAAAAGUCAAUACCAUUAGGGCACACGACAAUCCAGUUUGCACUUUGGUAUCGUCUCAAAACAUGCUCUUCAGUGGCUCACUUAAAGCUAUUAAGGUUUGGGACAUUGUGGGCACAGAUCUGAAUCUGAAGAAGGAGCUCACUGGUUUGAAUCACUGGGUACGGGCACUGGUGGCAUCUCAGAACCAUCUUUACAGCGGGUCCUACCAAACAAUCAAGAUAUGGGACAUAAGAACUUUGGACUGUGUGCAUGUGCUGCAGACUUCUGGCGGAAGUGUUUAUUCUAUCGCGGUUACAAAUCACCACAUCGUGUGUGGGACAUAUGAAAACCUCAUCCACGUGUGGGAUAUAGAAUCUAAAGAGCAGGUCCGAACUCUAACUGGUCAUGUGGGCACAGUAUAUGCCUUGGCUGUGAUUUCAACGCCAGAUCAGACCAAAGUCUUCAGUGCAUCUUACGACCGGUCGCUCAGGGUUUGGAGUAUGGAUAACAUGAUCUGCACACAGACCCUGCUCCGUCACCAGGGCAGUGUCACCGCACUAGCUGUCUCCAGAGGACGUCUCUUCUCGGGUGCAGUGGAUAGCACAGUUAAAGUCUGGACCUGUUAGGACACAAGAUUUCCUAAACGGACUGCAGCAUUCUCCGCGGCUCAAUUUUCCAAUGUGGAGGUUUUUAUUGGAAUGGAAGCAAAGCCAACACGACGUGGCUGCCACAAUGCAAUCUGUUCUAAGAUUGCAGAUCUUUUUUUUUUCUUCUUUAAUCUCACAAGCGUGAUAUGCUCUGUAAAGGAAGGCACAGCAACAGGUUUUCCAGUGGGGAAAUAAUUCUCCCAUUGCCAGCCCACUAGAAUUAACCAAGUUGUGAAGGAAUUGAUUGAAGGUGUGGCACAUGAUGUGCACUGUAAAGUAGCCUUCAUAAUUAUGGUGUGAUUUUUUUUUGUGUAGUUCAUAUAUGUAGAGGAGCCUGCAUUCAGGUGUGUGUGUGUGUGUGUGCACCCCUGAGUUCUCCCACCUCAUUAACCAAAUGGAUCAAACCCAUUCUGAGUAACCGAAAAUGAAAGUCGCAGGGAAAUGAAUUGCGGCUCACUUAAGAGUUGACGUUGUGGGCCUUUCGUUAGCCUUGCUGUUUCUGCAUUGUUUUGCGCUGUUUCAAGUGCAUACCAACAAAAAGGCUGGUUUAUGAGCUGCAGCUAAGUGAGAUCUUCAACCCGUGUAUCAGCCAACCUUAAUUUGAUCUGUGUUUACUUUUAUAAGAACAAUUUUACAUUCAUGUCAUAAAAGCAGAAUUCGGUCAUUCUGCCCACCGAGUCUACUCCGCCAUUCCGUAGUGGCUGAUCUGUCUAUCACUCCCAACCCCAUUCUCCGGCCCACUCCCCGCAUCCUGUGACACCCUUUCUAAUCAAGAAUCUCUGCUUUAAAAAAUCCCCAUUUGUAUUCUAGCAAUGCAGUAUGAUCAUUGAAGCUGCACUCUCUUUACUUUCUGUAUGCCUUCUUAACACAAAUUGUCACCAAACAGCUGUAAUGAGGUACGAUUUCUCCAUCCUGCUUACUCGCUUGGCAAAUCCAGUGUUCCAAAUAAAAAAAAUCAUCCUUUGCCAAUGUUUUAGCAGCUGAGACAUAACAACGAUUUCACAUUGAAAGUAAUAUCUGCUGCUGCUGCUUGCUCAUUUCUAUUUUAUAGUGGUUCAUACAGGAUCGUUACUUAAUUGCUGUUAAAAUGAAAUUAAUAAGGUUUUAAAAUGAGUCUGGCUGCAGCAAACUUCUUGAACAAUCAGUGUUGUGCAAUUAUUGAUUUUGACACAGUACAUGAAUUUUAAUAGGAAGCUUAAAUAGACGUGAAUAGGAAAAUGGAAUUGUCCAUAGCUCCCUUUUUAUGUGUUUCCGAAGCUGGACAUGUAUGAGGUCUUUCCUCCCACUGGGUCUCCCAAUAGUUCACUGACUAAUAUACAAAAUGGUGCAGUACUCAACCCCAGUAUCUAGCUAUGUUUAGAUCAGCCAGAGUGCUUUCAAUUGCCCUCUGUAUCCCAAACCCAGGCGACCCAAGAUUCAUCCAGGAUCCCAUUCUGUUCGUGUGCCAUCUUUGUGGGGUUUGCAUGUUCUCCCUGUGACUGCACGGGUUUACUGGAAUAUCCAGUUUCCACUCAGGUAGGCCAAAGGGGCCUGUUUCCAUGCUGUAUCUCUAAACUUAACUAAACUCCUGGGGAACAUUGGCACUUCAUCAAAAUCACUAACUUGAGAGAGGAUGAGUAGAAAAUUGUGGGAAAGGUUCCAGUUUUUGCCCUUGGACACAAUGUGAGGUUGAUAUUCAGAAGUCAGUGGCUUUCUUCCACUAAGAGCCUUAGAACUGAUAUCCAAUGUGAAUUAUGCAUUUGUGUACAAGCGUUGCCUCUUCGUUGCACAUGAAAUAUCUGCUGUUUACUAUUAGAAUGCAUGUAAAUGCACAGUUUACUAUUAAUAUAGUAAAACCAUACAUAUUUGGUGCAAUCACCCAUGCAAGUAAGCACCAUCUGCAUGCGUAAAUCUUCCUUUUUCUUAAAUUUUAUGUGGCACAUGAUUUAAAAGCUAUAAAUAAGACCCAGUCUAAAAAUUAAACAAUUCCACUUGUUCAGCUGCUCUAUAUUAAUGUGCAAGUCUAAAUUGUUGGCUUCUGGGAGUUAGAAUAAGGUUGUGUACAUAGAUUUACCCAAGGAAGGAUCCACCUGUUACAAAAUGUAGUAUAUAUUUGAAUAUAUCAAAUAUUUCAAUAGGAAUCAUUUAUAUAAGUAUAGAUAUCAUGUGAUUUGAGAUUGUGACUGAAAAUCAAUAUUCAAUAAUCAUAGAUUAUGGAUGGAUAUUGAAUGAAUGUUAACUGUGUACAUGAGAAUUACAGGUAGACAUUUUGUUAGUUUACAAUGCAAGCAUACAUUUCAACAUGAUUGAAAGCCUCCACAAUGCGUGCAUUUGGUUAAAAUUAGCCUGUUUUAAAAAUAAAAUCUUUUCUAAUGAGAUAAGUGCCUAUUUUUUUAGAGCUCGACUAUACCUGCAUUUAGCUCAUGGCCACUAGUCACAGCAUUAGUCGUAAAAUGGAGACACAAGGAACUGCAGAUGCUAGGAUCUUGUGUAGAACAUGCAGUGCUGGAGUAACUCAGCGGGUCAGGCAGGAUCUCUUGAGGACAUGGUCUGAAGAAGGGUCCCAACAUGAAACGUCGCUCAUCCAUGUCUUCCAGAGAUGCUGCCUGACGCGUUGAGUUACUCCAGCACUUCAUGUUCUACACAAGAUCCCAGCAUUUGCAGUUCCUUGUGUUCCACUGCAUUAGUCGCGCUAAUCUAUCUGUUGGUGAACAGGCAUGUGGUGAAAGCUUACCACAGUGAACAUUUCAGAAAUGCACUCUAGCUGAGAUAAGAAACGUUAUCCCCUGGUUUGUUGCGUUGAACGCAUGUCACUCGCAGCCCCACACAUGCAAAGGAGAUGUGUAGCUGCAACAGUGUUCUCCAAGGAAACUGCAACCGAACUGGCAUUGUGCCUGUUGUAGAAGGGCUGGUUUCAUGUCACUUAAAUUCUGCAUUGCAUGCACACACGCACGCACACACACACACACACACGUUUAGCAUGGAUGUAUUUUAUAUUGAAACAGAGAAUCUCUGUUUUAAACACCUAUUUUUUAAAAUUAUAAAUGUUUUAAAGAAUAAUUAGUUGGAAAAACUGCAACAAAUACAAAACAGAAAAGGACCAUGCAUUUUGUCGGCCUCUUUGUCCUGAUUUGCAGAACUAUUUAGAAAUGCCUUACCAGGUUUAUUUUCAGGAGUUCAGUACUUGAAAGCCAGCAGACUCUUCACCUGUUGGAAAAGUGGUUUGGUCUGUUGUUUUGGGGCAUUGCUGAGAAAUAUAAACUGAGACUUAAACGCAAGUUGUUGCCAAAUGCAUACUUGAUCCAGACAUGGGUUUUGAUUUGCCAUUCCAAAUCGCUCUUCCUUCCACCCUCCGCCUCUUAUCAUACAUAGUUCUGCCCAAGCAAGAUAAGCGAUAAAUUAAUCAAGGUGCCAUUAUAAUUUGUGUACAAUGCCCCAUUCUACUGGGUGCCUGCCACAUUGAGGCCCAGACACUGUCAACCACUUCGAGUAUAUCCAUCUGCUGCUUCCAUCAUUGUCUGGUACCCAACUAACCUAGAGAAGUAACCAAAGUUCCUUACCGUAAAUUUGCACCAAUAUUGUGUUGAAAACGAUUGUGAAACUGAUGUGUUAUGUGACUGUAAAUUUUUAUUAUUUUGUUAAAAGUAUUUACAACAAUAAAUCAUCCUUCCCAAC
Molecule: messenger RNA, 6774 nt
Organism: Leucoraja erinaceus (little skate)
Lineage: Eukaryota; Metazoa; Chordata; Chondrichthyes; Rajiformes; Rajidae
Gene: traf7
Product: TNF receptor-associated factor 7
Exons: 21
Coding region: 1087-3099 (670 amino acids)
Biological process (GO): Notch signaling pathway; ribosomal large subunit assembly
Cellular component (GO): nucleolus
Molecular function (GO): protein binding; zinc ion binding
Source: RefSeq, a predicted model, not a curated record